AUGGAAUAUUUAUUUAGUAGAGGAAUUCUUAGUUUAGGAACAGUCAGACUUCCUCGUCUCCCAAAUUGCCCCUUACCUGAUAAAAAAAAUGAAAAAAAAAUGAAGAGAGGAGAAUCUAUGGAAUAUGUAACAUCAUAUGAAAAAGCACCGAUUUCAACUGUAAUUUGGAAGGAUAAUAAGGCUGUUAAAUUAGUUUCAACUUACUGUGGGGAAACGCCGAAAACAAAAGUGACCAGAUUUGAUCGUUCAAAGAAGAAAGAAAUUGAAAUUGACUGUCCAAAAUUGGUGACUGAAUACAACCAUAACAUGGGAGGGGUAGACUUGUUAGACAGCCACAUUGUGGUAAACUCAUGGUGUUUAUAUAAAAGAUCUAAGAAACAGAAAAAUGAAGAAAAUGAAAUAAUGGAGUUGGCAGAAUGGAGGAAAAUACUAGCGCAUUCGUUGAUAAAAUCUGGAGAAGUAAGACAUAGUGGAAGAGGAAGGCCUUCAAUAUCAAUUGAAAAAAAAAAUACAAGUACUCGACCACAAUCUGUCCGUCCACCAAAAUCAGUCAGAACAGACAAAACUGACCAUUGGCCUACAUUUACAGAGAAAAGGGAAAGAUGUAAAAUGCCCCAAUAUAAACAAUCUUUUAGUACCAAAGGUCCAGAAUAA
Molecule: messenger RNA, 654 nt
Organism: Rhopalosiphum padi (bird cherry-oat aphid)
Lineage: Eukaryota; Metazoa; Arthropoda; Insecta; Hemiptera; Aphididae
Product: piggyBac transposable element-derived protein 2-like
Exons: 3
Coding region: 1-654 (217 amino acids)
Source: RefSeq, a predicted model, not a curated record